This is a messenger RNA of Hymenoscyphus albidus, 3087 nucleotides long. The record is from the annotation of a GenBank genome assembly. NCBI's taxonomy places the organism in Eukaryota, Fungi, Ascomycota, Leotiomycetes, Helotiales, Helotiaceae.
AUGGGGUCCAAGGCGGGCCCAGGAGAGAUGGGGGCCAUGAUAGGUAUCGUAGUCGCUGCGGCCAUUGUUCUCUUGGUUGCUCUUGUGCUGCUUGGUAGGUUGUUUGCGCGCCAAAGCGAUCGUCGAAAGCGAAAAAAGAUCGCGGAGGAGAUUCAAGCAAAUGAAGAACAAACGAAUUUUGAGUCGGCCUUGGAUGCUACUGGUCCAUCGGGAAAUAAUUUGACUCGAAGUGUUUGCAGUGUUCUUGCCUUCUACGGUGGUAACGAUGAUGUGGAGAGAGGACAGGUCAUUCGAGAACUUUCAAUGGCUAAGGUCAGGACAUCUUCAGAGAGCAAGCAUCAUUUUCGAAUAGCAGUCCGGGAUUCGUGGCCGCUGGCAAAUAUCCCAAUGUCACUGCUACCAGGACAACAAUUGACAAUGACUUUAAAUCAAGUUGCUCCUCCUGGUUAUGUAGUACAGCCAGAUUCGAAAUGGCCUAGAAGGAAUUCUUCACGAUCUUCGAGGUCAUCAAAAAAUUCCAGCAUCAAAGUAGCUGUCCACUCGCCCGAGCGAUCAUUCCCCCAACUAUCUUCUUCGCCUAUCAAAUCCCUAUCUAAGAGACGCAGAAAUCAACGUCGAUCAACUUCGGAAACUCAACUGACCAGAAUACUCAGAUCAACUUCGCAGCGCUUGGAGGCAGCACAAAAGCAGACACUCACUAGAACUUUAACCACCUUUUCGAAAUUCCCUGGUUCACCCCCUAAGGACCCAUUACCAACCCCACCACUCAAGAACCAGAAUGAGAGUUCUGAGGUUCUUAUCGGGACGAGUUUUUUUGAGUCGCCAGGAAGUUCGGUGUAUGAAGCUUACAUGGCAAGAACUCCAUCGACCGGGAAAGCAGAUGAAAAACAUGUUUCCGACAAGAGGGACAAAUCUGCAACUUCUUCCGUUGUGUCAGACGAUAGCUUGUGUGAAAUGGCUGCACCGGAUUUGGUUAUUCCCGGUCUGCUAACAUCACCAAGUAAACAAAGUAAGACGGCGCCACAGAAGGAAGCGACCACAGGAGAUAUAUCGAUUGCGGAGGACGAUCCCAAAAAGGAGGCUGUUGUAGUCGCACAAAAGUACCGCAUGAUAAUCUCCAAUUUCGACACAACAUCGAUGCAAAACAAAAAAAGUCGUGUAUCCACAACAGCAUUUGGCAAGCAUCGUUCGUUCCAGAACAUCAAUUCCGAACCACAUCGCAUUUCAUUAGCUGGCGAUCCUUUUUAUUCGCAAGUGAAGAGUUCGAAGCCCGUUUUUCCCAAAACAGAUCUACAGGGUCCAAGACCGCUUUACGUUCGAAAGGCAACAUUUGGCCAGGAAGCUACCACAGAAAGGCCUCCUAGUUAUACAUCACCGCUACGUGAUAUUUCAGGAAAUGCUCAGGGUCCUUUGAAAGCGCUAGAACAGCAAUCAUUGCCUUCGCCCAACGACGCUGACCGAAAUCCUUUCCAGUGGUCACCUCAGGAAGCAAUGCAAGAACGACCGAGGCAGUCAAGCCCCAAGAGGAAUGGAUCAAAGAGAAAGGGCCAUAAAAGAUCCAAUGUUAUUAGAAUGUCCAAUUUGUCAUCCAGGCCGCAAAGUGUUUUGAGUGUGGACGUGGUUCCCGAAGAACCAGAAGAAGAUCCAUCAAUUUUGGAAUUCAAUAUACCAAAAACGGCUCCCCUUCGAUUGAUAUCUCCAAGCAAGAGUCCAAGUCCUUCACCGUCCACUGUCUCUCGAAGGCUCAGCGGCAGACCGCCAUCCAUCCCAACUUUCAAUCCCAUGCUCACAAUCCCGGAUCUCACGACUCCACUGUCGAAGGAAGAUAACUCGGAUGCAGAGAACAAUUCUCCCACGGCAUCGUCUCCCACACUUUCUGUGUCUAGUUUCUAUCUGAGGGACUCUGUUGGUGCAAAAGGGGGUUUUGCCGGAAUUAAAGAGUCCGCAAAAUUUCAUCGAACAAACCAAUACCAUGGUCGUAAUCAUUCUGUUUCUGAGCGACCACCGGAUAUUCCACCCCGAGCUAAGAACCAUCGAUACUCUGUAGAUGCAGUUCUUCGAUCCCCUGAUCCUCAAAAGCUGACAUCCUUUCCCCCGCCCGUUUUGUCUCCCAAACUCACAUCUCCCAAAAUUGCACUCCCACGACCACCAUCGAACAUUAUUGUCUCCCCUUCUUCUCUCAGCGCAUCUUCGCCCACACUUCUUGCUCCGCCGCUCCUCACCAUACCGAUUCCAGGACAUCUCACAGGACCUCGCAAUCAGCCAAAUAAGUCGGGGUCACAAUCACCCCCCCGAGAUUCGCUUGCCAUGUCAAUAUGCAUGCUUCGGCGUAUGAAGUCCGAGGUCUCCCACUACAGCAACGGAGGUAGUGAUACCAGCCCAGGCCUUAGUCCCGAACUUCCAUUCCCUCGAAAAGUUGCUUCAGUCUCAUAUAGUCCCAGCGUCAAAGAAUCCAGCGACAUUUCCCGCGCUCGAUCCAGAGGAUCAAAACACUACCUCUCCCUUUGUCCCACCGAACAUCGUCGAGGGCGAGCGACAAUUGGUCAUUCUGGUUCCAUGAAGCGUAGUUCUCAUCCUCUUGGUAUCAGAGGCGCCAGAGAUUCUCAAGACAUGUUCAACGACUAUAGUAGGAGGAGAAUGCACAAUACCGAUUUUACUGAAGUAGAGCUCAAGACCGUCAGAGAAGCCGCAUCUCCACCCAUGUCCUCCAACUCGCCUAACGCUUUGAACUUCCAAUUCCCAGUCCUCACAAGAGAUGGAUCGAUGGAAGACGAGGAGACGCCAUCGAAGAGUAAACGUUGGAGCGAUGCGAUGCCUAAACCGGCUGUUAAUGCCGUGAGGAGGGAGAGUCAGAUGGAGUAUCCUAGUCCGAAGACGCCGCCUAUUAUCAAGUGGAACAGCGAGGAUUUCGCUGUUGAGUUAGAUGCAAAGAGUCCCAGUGUUGGAACUCGACUUACGGGGGAUGGAAGGGGUAAUGGGCGGGAAGGCAAAAGAAAGGGAAGACCGGAGAGUUUGGGGUUGUAUGAUGAGGAUGGGUUUUUGAGGAGUUCGCCUUUCAAGAUCGUGGAGAGUCCUGGGGGUAAUUAG